Penicillium pulvis is the source of this 915-nucleotide messenger RNA. Its product is annotated as lipase family protein. The record is from RefSeq and is a predicted model, not a curated record. Gene Ontology annotation, biological process: lipid catabolic process. The transcript has 3 exons. Lineage: Eukaryota; Fungi; Ascomycota; Eurotiomycetes; Eurotiales; Aspergillaceae. Bases 1 to 915 code for a protein of 304 amino acids.
AUGCGCUUCUCAAUCUUGUCAGUUCUUUCUGCACUUUCGGCCUUGGGCCACGCACUGCCGAACAAGCUGCAGACGCGAGAUAUUGCUGCCGAUGAGUUGUCGGAGUUCAAAUUUUGGGUUCAGUAUGCUGCUGCUGCCUACUGCCAUGAUAGUUACACCGCAAAGGCCGGCUUUAAGCUAGCCUGCUCUGCUGGCAACUGUCCCGAUGUCGAGGCUGCAGGCGCCACAAUUGUAUACGACUUUUCCAACACUACCCUCACCGAUACGGCUGGAUACGUAGCAUUGGACGAUACCAACAAGGCAAUUGUCCUAUCCUUCCGCGGCUCCUACUCCAUUCGCAACUGGCUUGCCGACGUCGACUUCCCUUACACUGACCCUGGCCUCUGUGAUGGCUGUGAAGCGGAAAUGGGCUUUUGGAACUCCUGGGCGUUUGUCAAGGACCCUAUUUCCAAGGUCCUCACCGAAACCGUUGCCUCUAACCCCGAGUACGAACUGGUCGUCGUAGGCCAUAGCCUCGGCGCCGGUAUUGCUACCCUUGCGGCCGCUGACCUUCGCGGGAUGGGACAUCCUUCGACCAAGAUGUACGCGUUUGCUUCGCCCCGUGUCGCCAACCCUGCAUUGGCCGACUACAUUACCGCUCAGGGCAACAACUACCGCUUCACUCAUACCAAUGACCCUGUUCCCAAGCUCCCUCUGCUUGCUAUGGGGUAUGUUCACGUUAGCCCUGAAUAUUGGAUCACCUCGGGUGACAAUGUUACGGUCACAACUAGUGAUGUUCAGAAGCUUGAGGGUACGGUCAACUUGAAUGGUAACACUGGAACUGGUGCUCUGUUGAUUUCGGAUAUCCCUGCUCAUCAUUGGUACUUUGAGCAAGCGGAUGGUUGUUUGGGAGCUGGUCUUCCUUUCAAGUCAUAG